Molecule: messenger RNA, 3210 nt
Organism: Xyrauchen texanus (razorback sucker)
Lineage: Eukaryota; Metazoa; Chordata; Actinopteri; Cypriniformes; Catostomidae
Product: 2-epi-5-epi-valiolone synthase
Exons: 5
Coding region: 42-1400 (452 amino acids)
Biological process (GO): antibiotic biosynthetic process
Molecular function (GO): 3-dehydroquinate synthase activity
Source: RefSeq, a predicted model, not a curated record
ACAAGUAGGCAAGUAAACAACUUUUACAUUUGAACUUAAUCAUGUCUCACACCGAAGAAAUCAGUGAUGGAAUCAGUGAUCAUGUGACUAAAUUCAGAUUAGUGCAGUCAGAUUGCACAUGGAGGAGUCAGAUUGCAGAUUGUGUAGAUGUGGAGGGUCAGCUGUCAGAUGCCAAACUAUAUGAGACUUCCACAGAACAUGGAGUUUCCUGGACAGUGGUCAGCCCUAUUGUCUUCACUUACCGAGUCAUUCAAUGUGAGGGGUUACUGGAUGCAAGCAAUAACACCUUACUGUUUGGCCAUAUCUCCAACCCUACAGAGUUUGACAUCCAUAACAACAACGAUAAAAUUAUGAAGCGAUUCAUUGUAAUCGACGAGACUGUUAACAAUCUUUACGGCUCACAGGUUGCAGCAUACUUUGAAGCAAGAAAGGUGAUGUACAAGAUCCUACCCUUGCCCACUACAGAGGAGAACAAGUCCAUGAUAUUUGUGACUAGAAUCUUGGAGGAGGUCCAUAAGUUCGGUAUUGACCGGCGAACAGAGCCCAUCAUCGCUAUUGGUGGCGGCGUAUGCUUGGACAUCGUGGGUCUGGCGGCAUCGCUGUAUCGGAGACGCACUCCAUAUAUUCGUGUCCCUACCACUUUGUUGGCGUACAUUGAUGCCAGUGUAGGGGCAAAGAACGGAGUUAAUUUUGCGAACUGUAAAAAUAAGCUAGGGUCGUAUAUACCACCAGUAGCAACGUUCCUGGACAAAACUUUCCUGUGGACUCUACCACGCCGCCAUAUUUCUAAUGGAAUGGCCGAGAUGUUGAAGAUGGCGCUGAUUAAACACAAAGGACUGUUUGAACUUUUGGAGAAGGAGGGCAGAUAUUUGUUGGACACCAGUUUUCAAACCACAGAAGGAACCAAAGCACAUACAGAUGCAGCCAGUGUGUCCACUAGAUUGGCUAUUGAAACCAUGCUGGAGGAACUUGCUCCAAACUUGUGGGAAGAUGACCUGGACAGGCUGGUGGACUUUGGUCAUAUCAUCAGUCCAGAGCUUGAAAUGAAAAUUCUUCCUGCACUUCUACAUGGAGAGGCGGUUAACAUAGACAUGGCUUUCAUGGUCUAUGUGGCUCAUGAGAUGGGCUUUCUGACAGAGGAGGAGAAAAGACGCAUCAUAGUCUGCAUGUGGAGUCUUGAGCUUCCUGUGUGGCAUUCAGACUGCACUCUGGAGCUGGUACAGAAAUCCCUUAGUGAACGACUCAAGCACUCCGGUGGACUUCUGAGAAUGCCUCUACCUAUGGGUCUGGGCAAAGCAAGAAUCUACAAUGGCAUAGAAGAGAUCAUACUUUGCAGAGCAUUCAAGAAAUGGUGUGAAGAACAUAGAGCUGAGCGCUUGGACAACAUCAAGGAAACAUAAUACUGCCCCACUUCAAUAUUACACCUGACUGUAAUUCUUAAUAAACAUCCACAUACAUUUGAGAGUAAAACAUCUCUGAUAAAAAUUAAAUAAAUGCCAGAAAUUGUGAAAACCACUAAAUAUAACUUUAAUGUUUGUAACACUUUCAAUCCAAGUACACUUGUCAAGCUUGAAAUGGCCACACUAGUGACCAACUACUUCAAAUUUUCAAUUUCAAAACAACAUUUUGAGUGAAAGGUGACUUCAACAGGUGAAAAGUUGGGUCGGCUUCCAGUACUGAAUUCAUACAAAAUCCUUCAUAAGGCAAUUCAACCAACAUUUUUUUUAAGUCCUUCCUUAAAUAAUGUUUGGUUAAGCUUCAAAAACAUAAUACAAAAUGACAUUAACAAAAAACAUCUUUAGCUAUAGCCAGCCCCCCCCCCACCCCCCAUGGAAGCUUUCAGUGGGCAUCACUGAUACUCAUGCAUUCACAUAGGAGCCUUGAGCUUUCCUUGAUUGUCUGAAUUAUUGCUAAGAAAAUAACAAUUGCAACAGCCAGUUUUGCUUUAACUCCACAACAUACAUAAAUAAUACUUUUACUGCAUAUUCAGACUUCACUUGAAAUUUGGCAACAUUUUAUCAGUCAACACUGUAUAACAUUACAUACAAAUUACAUUAAAGUCAACUUUCAGUAGUUUCAUGCUAGUAGGUGGAGUUAAAUACAAUAUUCUUGAAAGCCAUGAAGUGCUUCAAGACAAUUCAGGUUUAAUCAAGAAUACAUUUAUGUCAGAUCAAGUCUUUAGUCAAACCCUUCAAGAUCAUUCCCCUCUACUUCCCUUAAGGACAUUUAUUUGACACUAGUUUGAUGCCACAGUCUAAGACACAAUCUAAGAUCACAAAAAUAGAAGAAAAUACAUUUCUUUUAAAUACAGAAUUCAUGAGUAAUGAGAUAUCAUUCAGUUCCAUUCUAUGUCAUUUGAGCCAUCAUUAAAUCUGUCAUGUACUUGGUGGCCAUAUGUAAUUAGAGUGAACAAUCCUCCCUGCCCAUAUCUGGAUGAUGACUUCCACCUCUGGUUGCAGUGAUCUGAAUCCUACUACGAUUAGUUAAGCAUUCCAUGACACUGGACAACGUACUGUAUAAUUUCUGAUGAAGUCAUCUCAUCCAGGAAAGUGAAGCUGUUUUUAACCAGAAAGCACAUUAUGAUAUAAUUCACACAAAAAUGUGUCAUCAUUAUGCCUAAUGUCACUCAAAAAACUUGUGAUUUUCAAGUUUCUUUGCAUAAUGUUUUUGCAUUAACAACAAGCAUGUGAGUAAAUGUUGAUAUAAUUUUAAUUUUGGUUGAACUAUUCCUUUAAGUAACAGGUUUGUAAUUUAAGGCACUUAACUGUCGUAUAACUCAUCUUUCACUAAAACUUGUUUAUUAUUAAACCUUAUUCACAUAAGUCUGCACUAACUGACUGGCACAAUUAACGUUCCACCUCCCGUGGAAAGCAGGUGGUAUACUGAAUUUUUUCAAAUGUAAUUUAUCAAAUGAUUUCUUCUUUCAAAGAAAAGGGUUGAUUUCUGAACUGAAAGUUACCUCUGCAUAGUUCUAUAUAACAAAACAUAAUACAGUAGUUGCACCUACAUGGCCAUUAUAGUGGCACAAAUUGGAUGCUUCUCAAAGGCAUAUAUCAGCGCCACUGCUGAGCAUUUUGAAACAGUAAAAAUAUUCAGUAACUGUACAGCUUAUUAUAACAUAGUCAUUUUACACCAAGCAUUUCAAAAACCCAAAAAAGUGUUAGAAUAUAUAUAUAUAUAUAUAUAUAUAUAUAUAUAUAUAUAUAUAUA